UCAAAAAUUCUUAUCAAUAAACGUGUUUGAAUUUGAGACGAAAAAGAAAAGUAAUUAAUCGUAAUUCUUUAGCACUUGAUUAAAUAAUUGACGGAGCAUUUAUCGAAUUUUUGAGUAUGUGAAUCAAUUUUUAAUAUCAAUGGAGCCUUCAAGUUCGUACAAAACAAAAUUAGCCCGCAGAAAGAAGAAAUAUGCAGCGAUGCUUUUGAAAGAAACCGGUCUACAUGAAGUACACAAAUCGAAAUUCCUCCUGAUUUGUAAUACAGGUUUGGUAAGUGGUUCAACAGCCGAAGAUGUACUCGAAUUGUUUUCCCAGUACUGCAGCGUUCAGAAUAUUCUCAUGGUACCUGGUAAAUCUUAUUGUUUUGUACAAUGUUCCGAUGAAAACGAAGCCGAAAACGCUCACAAUGCGAUAAAUGCAAAACUAUCUUUACCCGGAGUUAACGGUCCAUUGUAUUUGUUAUAUUCUGAAUCGAUGCCUCAACAAGAUUCCAAGAUCAAUUUCCAUUAUCGGCCCGAUGGCUUGAUAUUGAUAGACGAUUUUAUUAGCGGGACUGAAGAACAACUUUUGCUCGAUAUGGUUCAUGAUGAUUUUAAAAACACCAGUAACACAUUAAAACAUCGAUUAGUCAGACAUUACGGUUACGAAUUCGAUUACAACACAAAUAAUGUCAAUAAGAGUAAUAAAUGCGAAGAUAUUCCGUCCAAGUAUUCAUUCCUCAUCGAACGAAUUCAAAAUCACGAAAAGCUCAAGAAUUGGGUGCCAAAUCAAAUCACCAUUAAUUGUUACCAACCUGGACAAGGUAUUCCCUUCCAUGUCGAUACUCAUAGUGCCUUUGAUGACUAUAUUCUUAGCUUAUCUAUCGGAUCGGAUAUUGUUAUGGAAUUUAAAAACGCUCAAGAAAGAUGUUCAUUAUUGCUUCAGCGGAAAUCGCUAUUAAUCAUGUCAGACGCGAGCAGAUACGUUUGGAGUCAUGGCAUAGUUCCUCGAAAAUACGACAUAAUCGAAAAUGAUGCCAAAUUAACCACACAAGCUAGAGGCGAAAGAAUUUCGUUUACUUUUCGGCGCAUUAGAGAUGGUGAUUCGUGUAACUGUGAUUUUGUAGACAACUGUGACUCUAAAAAGAAAAAUCAACCAUGUGGGAGUCUCGAAAUAGGAGACGACGUCGCAUCCAAAUUGGAAAGAACUCACGUACAUGAGGUAUACGACGAGAUAGCUAAUCAUUUCAGCGAAACGCGUCACAAACCUUGGCCUAACGUUGAAAGUUUCAUUCGCUCAUUUUUACCUGGUUCUAUAUUCAUCGAUGUCGGUUGCGGAAAUGGAAAAUACCUUGGUUUAAAUGCUUCAGCUUAUCAAAUGGGUUGUGAUCGUAACGUCAAGUUGGCUCAAGAAUGUUUCAAAAAAGGAUUCGAAGCUUUAAUUUGUGAUUGUCUGGAAUUACCUUUUCGUUCAAAUGUCACAGAUUAUUGUAUAUGCAUUGCAGUUAUUCAUCAUUUAGCUACCGAAAGUAGAAGAAUUCGAGCUAUUCAAGAAAUUAUCAGAAUACUCAGACCAGGCGGUCAAGCGUUGAUUUAUGUUUGGGCUAAAAAUCAACUCAAGGAUGAAAAAUCGUCAAAUUAUUUGAAAAUAAACAGAAACAAAGAUUUCGCUGCGGGAAAAGUCAUCGAAGAUACGCGUUCUGUUGAAUUUAAAACGUCCAUAGAGAACGCUGACGAAAUUAAUGGUGAAAAGAAAACUGAUGUUAAUAUCUCUCUACCUGUCCAUGUAAAUAGAACACAGUUUAAACACGAAGAUAUGCUGGUGCCUUGGAAAUUGAAACAAAAGCAAGAUGAAUCCGAAGUGCCAACAUUUUUACGUUUUUAUCACGUGUUUUCCGAAGGAGAGCUGGAAUCCUUGUGUAAACGAAUUCCGGGAAACAGGGUGAUGAAGAGUUAUUAUGAUCAGGGAAAUUGGUGUGUGAUUUUGGAAAAAUUGUGAUCUUUGUGCAUUUUCUUAAAGAAUGUUUGUUAUUGAUUUAUUUUGUUGGAUCGAAUGUAAUAAAAAUGAAAUUUCUUAUUUUGUA
Planococcus citri (citrus mealybug) is the source of this 2063-nucleotide messenger RNA. RefSeq names its product alkylated DNA repair protein alkB homolog 8. Gene Ontology annotation, molecular function: tRNA (5-carboxymethyluridine(34)-5-O)-methyltransferase activity; S-adenosylmethionine-dependent methyltransferase activity; tRNA binding. NCBI's taxonomy places the organism in Eukaryota, Metazoa, Arthropoda, Insecta, Hemiptera, Pseudococcidae. The record is from RefSeq and is a predicted model, not a curated record. Gene Ontology annotation, cellular component: cytoplasm; nucleus. Gene Ontology annotation, biological process: tRNA wobble uridine modification; tRNA methylation. The transcript has 7 exons. The coding region runs from base 140 to 1978 and encodes 612 amino acids.